AUGGCGAACAAAUAUUCUACUGUGCUUGACUUCUGGUUUUGCGUUAUCUGCAUCGUGAUCUGUGCUAGGGUUUGUUCUCCUGCUAGAUCCGAUAAGGAAACGAGGGAUAGGUUUUAUGGUAAUAUGCUUAAUUCGUCCGCGCCGGAAUCCAAUGAUGGGACUUUGGCUAAGAUGUUCGAUCGUGUUCUUGAGAAGGAGUUUUCUGAGAAUGAUACACCUGAAGAACCUGAUAAAAACAGCUUCAAUAACAGUGUAGCUGAUCAGCAGGCAGUAUUGGAGACUGUAGCUAAAAUUACUCAUGAUAAAGCUAAGAGAAAUGAUACGCGUGAGGGAAAUGGCACAAGAUCAUUUCAGUUUCAAGAUGUCUUCUCUCUGGAAAAUGAAGAUUCUGAUGAUGUGACAACUUUGAUUGACAAAAAGGACAAUGUCUUUGUGAUGUCAAACAAGAAAUCCAAAUAUCCUGUGCUUCAAGUGGAUUUGAGGCUAAUAUCAGAUUUGGUGGUCAUCAUAGUUUCUGCGGCCAUCGGUGGAAUAGUCUUUUCCUGUUUGGGGCAACCGGUUAUUGUGGGGUAUCUUCUUGCAGGCUCCCUUAUUGGACCAGGGGGUUUGAAAUUCAUCAGUGAAAUGGUACAGGUUGAGACUGUUGCUCAAUUUGGGGUAGUGUUUCUUCUCUUUGCUUUGGGGCUGGAGUUUUCCCUAGCAAAGUUAAAAGCUGUGGGGCCUGUUGCUGUUCUUGGAGGACUGCUUCAAAUUGUAAUAUUCAUGUUCCUUUGCGGAAUUCUUGCCAUGUUAUGCGGAGGAAAACUGUCUGAGGGUGUUUUUGUUGGUUCCUUUCUUUCAAUGUCAUCCACAGCAGUGGUAAUUAAGUUUUUGGUGGAGCGGAAUAGUAACAAUGCUCUUCAUGUUCAAGUUACAAUUGGCACUCUUAUUUUUCAGGAUUGUGCAGUGGGUUUACUAUUUGCUUUACUCCCUGUUUUGGGUGGUAACAGUGGUCUUUUACAAGGGAUUAUUUCAAUGGGAAAACUGUUGCUAGUACUGUCCUUGUAUCUCACUGCUACAUCAAUACUGACUUGGUCGUUUGUUCCUCGCUUUCUCAAACUGAUGAUGCGGCUCUCAUCUCAGACAAAUGAACUUUAUCAGCUAGCCGCUGUUGCUUUCUGCUUGUUAUCUGCAUGGUGCAGUGAUAAGCUUGGUCUUAGUCUUGAGCUGGGUUCAUUUAUGGCAGGUGUUAUGAUUUCCACAACAGACUUUGCUCAACAUACUUUGGACCAGGUGGAACCAAUUCGGAACCUAUUUGCAGCUCUCUUCCUCUCAAUUACGAAGGCCUUUGGUUAUAGUCUUAAGACAGCAUUUGUUGUUGGUAUCUCACUUGCUCAAAUUGGAGAAUUUGCUUUUGUUCUGCUGGGUCGUGCUUCCAAUCUUCAUCUUGUUGAGGGGAAAAUGUAUCUUCUCCUUUUAGGGACAACGGCUCUCAGUCUGGUCACAACGCCGCUUUUGUUUAAAUUGAUUCCGGCUGUCAUGAAUCUGGGUGUUCUCAUGCACUGGUUUCCCUCUGAAAAUGGCUCGCAAAAUGAGGGGAAAGCUUUGAUGAUCGAGGCAAACAGAAUGUUGUGA
Molecule: messenger RNA, 1614 nt
Organism: Vicia faba (fava bean)
Lineage: Eukaryota; Viridiplantae; Streptophyta; Magnoliopsida; Fabales; Fabaceae
Source: the annotation of a GenBank genome assembly